AUGCUUCCAGAUGUUUCCACAAACUUCUCGUUGGCGACUGCCUUCUUCCUUAAAAACCCCACCUUUCUCCAAUCCCUUCUUCAUCGGAAAAAGAAAAAAAGAAUCCCCAUUCUUUCUGCAUUUUUUCAGCUCCCCAAAACCCAAUUUCUCCGCAAAAUUUUGCUACUCAACUCAAAUAAAAUGGCUUCAGAAACGGAUUUUUCAUCCGAGCCACUGCCGACUUUCAUCGAACACCUCGCGGCCAACAGACACAGAGACAUCUCCUUCAUUCUCCCCCUCAUCUUGGGCCUAACCUCCCCCAGCCCACCUCAUGAAACCCAGGACGAGGCCGGUCCACGUCAGCCGCGCGGUCGAUUCAUCCUCGUCAGCCCCUUUGCAACCGAAAUAAACGGCGGCAAAAACGGGCGGCCGCCGGCGUCAAAGGCUUCGAUUGACGCCUUGGAGAGUUUGGAGAUCGAGAAUGACGACGAACCAUGUGUGGUCUGCCUGGAGGAUUGGGAAAUUGGGGAGAAGGCUAAGAAAAUGCCAUGCGGCCAUAGGUUUCACGGGAAGUGUGUGGAGAGGUGGCUGAAUAUUCACGGGUCGUGCCCUGUUUGUCGAUAUGAUAUGCCAGUGGAGGAGGAUGAAGAUGGUGAUAAGAGAGGGAUUUGGGUCGGGUUUGGGUUUGGUUGGGUUGAUUCUAGUGUUAGGAAUUGGAGUAGUCGAUUUCGAGAUAGUGAUCAAGAAAUGCAGCAGGGCUAA
Messenger RNA from Striga asiatica, 741 nucleotides. The record is from the annotation of a GenBank genome assembly. Lineage: Eukaryota; Viridiplantae; Streptophyta; Magnoliopsida; Lamiales; Orobanchaceae.